Molecule: messenger RNA, 3835 nt
Organism: Mus musculus (house mouse)
Lineage: Eukaryota; Metazoa; Chordata; Mammalia; Rodentia; Muridae
Gene: Vat1l
Product: vesicle amine transport protein 1 like
Exons: 10
Coding region: 150-1418 (422 amino acids)
Molecular function (GO): quinone reductase (NADPH) activity; zinc ion binding; oxidoreductase activity
Source: RefSeq, a predicted model, not a curated record
CGGCGGAGGCGGUGGACCGCGGCUCCGCUCACAGAGGUUGCAGCCAUUGCACUGAAGAGCAUCCCACAUUCAACAGGAGGAACCCGCGGGAGAGCAGACCCGACCCCUUCACAACCGCAGCCUGUGCGCCCCGCGGCCCCUCGAGCGCCAUGGCUAAGGAAGGCGUAGAGAAAGCGGAGGAGACCGAACAAAUGAUUGAGAAGGAGACCAGCAAGGAACCUGCUGAGGGCGGCGACGGCUCCCACCGCCUCGGGGAUGCCCAGGAGAUGCGCGCUGUGGUGCUGGCCGGCUUCGGCGGACUCAACAAGCUGAGGCUCUCUAGAAAGGCCAUGCCGGAGCCACAGGACGGCGAGCUCAAGAUCCGCGUCAAAGCCUGUGGCUUAAACUUCAUUGACCUGAUGGUGCGACAGGGCAACAUUGACAACCCUCCCAAGACCCCCUUGGUGCCAGGAUUCGAAUGUUCUGGGAUUGUUGAAGCUCUGGGGGACAGCGUAAAAGGAUACGAGAUUGGAGAUCGUGUCAUGGCAUUUGUCAACUACAAUGCCUGGGCUGAAGUGGUGUGUACUCCAGUGGAGUUUGUCUACAAGAUCCCAGAUGACAUGAGUUUCUCUGAGGCUGCUGCUUUCCCCAUGAAUUUCGUCACCGCAUACACGAUGCUCUUUGAAAUUGCCAACCUCCGCGAAGGCAUGUCCGUGCUCGUGCACUCAGCCGGCGGUGGAGUGGGUCAAGCUGUGGCUCAGCUGUGCUCUACCGUCCCCAAUGUGACCGUCUUUGGAACAGCCUCUACUUUCAAGCAUGAAGCCAUCAAAGAUUCGGUGACCCACCUCUUUGACAGAAAUGCAGACUACGUGCAGGAAGUAAAGAGGAUCUCAGCUGAAGGCGUGGACAUCGUUUUGGAUUGCCUGUGUGGGGACAACACUGGCAAGGGGCUCAGUCUCCUCAAACCUCUGGGGACCUACAUUUUAUAUGGUUCAUCCAACAUGGUAACUGGAGAGACCAAGAGUUUCUUUAGUUUUGCAAAGUCAUGGUGGCAGGUGGAGAAAGUGAACCCCAUCAAGCUGUAUGAAGAAAACAAAGUCAUCGCCGGAUUCUCACUCCUCAAUCUGCUCUUCAAGCAGGGCCGCUCAGGCCUCAUCCGAGGGGUGGUAGAGAAGCUCAUCGGGCUGUACAACCAGAAGAAGAUCAAGCCAGUGGUGGAUUCCUUAUGGGCCCUGGAGGAGAUGCUGAGACAGGAGGAUUACAAACUCAUUAUCUACCUGGACUACAGACUGGAGUUCCAAGAUACCCUGAGAAACGUAGUGAAACCCUGUCUCAAAUUAAAAAGUAAAAGAGGCCAUGCAGCGCAUCCACGACCGAGGGAACAUCGGGAAGUUAAUUCUGGAUGUGGAAAAGACGCCGACCCCGCUGAUGGCCAAUGACAGCACAGAGACCAGCGAGGCAGGGGAGGAAGAAGAGGACCAUGAAGGGGACAGCGAGAACAAAGAGAGGAUGCCCUUCAUCCAGUAAGCCAGACCUCGCAUCGGUGAAAGUGGAGGAUGGCUGGGAAGAAGAUGGCCGCCAGGAGAACUCUUCUGUGCCCCAGUGAACCAAUGCUGUAGUCCAGUGUGUGUCGUGUUUGUCUGCAGUCAGCCAAGCUAAGAAGCUGUUGAUCACUGUUGUGUUUGGAAUUAAGUGCCAAUCCCAUUCCAUGCAGUAUUGUGUCCCUUCCUGGUCUGUGUAUCACGCUCUCCCCUCUCCCUUAAAGCAAACCCAUCCUUCUUUGGGUCCUUCUUGACGGUUCUAGAAUAGCCUUGCAAACUAAUACUGGCCCACAGGGCCCAAGGUCAGAAACCAGGCCACGCUUGAUUGAAAGGUGUUGUCACGGAGCUCUGUUCAGAUCCCCACUCUUCUUCGGGCCAAUGACACUCUUUGCCUGCCAACAAUCAGCCAUGCCUCUAAGCAUGGCACUUACCAGUUUGGCUAGUGACAGGAGAGUAGGCCAGAAGUAUUCACGACCCUAUACAUACAGAUUUCUCCAAGCAGUUACUUUGUCACUUUCCCUCUUAAGUGCUACGUCCCUGCGUGUGUCUCUGCACCUUACGGUCUGAGCCUCUUAUUAACCCUCUUCUCUGGUUCUUAUUUAUAAACCUAGGGAGGCAGAUGUGGGUUCUUUCCUGGAUAGAGGUGGUUCAACAGCGUCUGUCUAAGGGAAAGCUACAGAGAUCUCUCCUCUGAAACCAUAUCCCAUGAGCAAAGUCCCCCCUGUGCCCAAUGUAGACCCAACUCAGAUGUCAUUAAACUUACCUGGGUUCUCACUCGCAGCCUUUGUAGUUACCAACUACUAUUUUAAAGCUCCUUCCCUGGAAACGCCUUUCCCAAGGAAGAGCUCCCUUGAAGACAGUAUUUGGGGUUGAAAAGUCAACUGGUUUCUCUUGCCUAUUCAAAGCCCUUUCUAAUGUGUAACACACACGAGGGACACAGAUGGUGGCUGCCCAUCAUCUGACGACAAGUGCAUGAUCCUCCAACACACAAAACCAUGGUGCUGAUUUGCAGGUUCCUUAGAGGUUGGAGGCCAAACUGCUCAAUCAAAUACCCUGUUCACCAUUCCAGCUUGAAAGGAAACAAUUCUUGUCCUCUCUAAUCGGCUUUGGAAGUAACACCAGUUACCACAGAGGAAGAGGGGUCUCCGCUCUCUGCAGUGAGGCUGUUUAUUGCCUCCCUCCCCAGCCCUUCUGUCCUAAGAGGUCACAAAUCCGUCACUCACAAACAGAGCUAGAUAUAAAAGGCACCCCUGUAAUGAGCACCCCUGAGCUUAUUUUUGUCUUCUGGAAAACCCACGUGGGGUUCCCAUGACCUUGGGUUGGUGUUCCAAGUUUCUAAACGUCCUUGAGGACUUAAGAGGGCUCCAGUGUUGCCCACUUUUUUCUACUUACCACUUCAGGGUAGCCACCAUUUUCCUGUGUGGGCUGGGAAGGAACUUGUCUCCACAGUUCCCCCGCUUGGUUUGCAAAGUAGCCACUCACCUGUCAUUUGUCGUGUUCCUUUAUCUCGAUCCUGAUCUUGUGAUGAUGACUUCUUCAUGCCAAAUAUUUACCUGAAGGGAGUCUUUCCUCUCCGUGACAGGGAAAGUCAAAUAUGAAGAUGAGAAAAGAAGCUACCAGCCAAUAGGCCAAGGGGUGAGAAUAUGCGAAAGAGUGCCAGUCAGAUUCUUAUUUUCCAUCCCUGGGGAGAGAUGCUAUUAACCAUGUAACCAGUCGCAUUUCCACCAUAAGCAUGCUUGAGGAUGGGUAGACCUGAGGACCACUCUCUGAGUGCUAUUACAAGUAUGUAGAAAUAGCCUUUUAGAAAGGCUAAGAUUAGAGUCAGGAAGGUUCGCCUUCAGGAGACACAGAACCUGACCCACAUUCGGAAUCCAGAUAGUCUUGUCCUGUACAACUGAGAAACCUUGGGACGUUAUCUCUCCCCAAACCUGUUUGGUUUGUUUCAUUCUGGAAAACCAUUGAUCACACAUGAAAACCCUCUCCCUCUCCCGAGAACACAGAAAGAGAGCAUCUGAGGGUGAGCAGCGGCACCAUGAAGAACAGGAGGGUGGGUGGGUGAGGGACAACCGGAAUCAGUCAGUUAUCCCGUGGACCUUCCUUCCCUCUCGUGGUUGUUUCCUGGAGGAAGUGUAAAGAGUUUAUGUUUGCCUUAAGGGAGCUUCGAAGGCUUCUGGGAAGGUCGAGCUUUACUAGAACGAACCGAACAUCGUCUAAUGUGUCUGUGGCUUCAGAGCUUUCGUUAUAUUGUUAUAUUGUGCCUAUAAAGCAAAUUAUGUUUACAUAAAACUAUAAAUAAAGUAUUCAGCAUAGCAUAA